AACUGAUCAGGUAUGAGGCUUAUACAGUUUUUUUUUUACCGGUUACGAAUUGAUUUGCUGUUUUGUUGCACGCCACAGGAGUCGGCAAUAUUAUCAAUAAAGUAAAAAUAAUAUGUUUUACGGCGUGACCGUGUUUGAGGGCGAAGCAAAAAAGUAUUGGCUUUAGUAUCUAUAUCCAAAACAGGACCCCCCCCCAAAAAAAAACAACAACAAACAAACCGAAGUUAGCACGAGGACAGAGCUGUAUCAAAGCAUCCUAAUUUUGGACAUUUGAUCCGCCUAUAUAUUGAACGCGGGAAAUAUAACACAAUAUUGAUGUAAACAGUACAUUGUGACGUCAUAUUCAGCGUCGUUAUUUAGCAAAUUUACAAACAUAGGAGACAUGGUGUUAAUCGAGGAAUGGUUAGGCUGAUAUAUAUGAUUAGGAAAUAAGAUUUACAUGCUUUUACGGAUUUUAUGUGUAACAUCUCAGAACGACGUGAACUAGGGUAGACGAGAUUCAAAAUGGAGAAAUACAUGUCCACGCGCUAAUAUUCGAAUCGACGCCAUUGGUACCAAACUUUUCAAGUUCCAUAGUUUUCCCGUCAAUAAUGGAGACCAGCAAAUUAAGACAGUUGUCAUGUACACUGGGAGAUUUAUCUCGUCCCGAUGGAGACGCCACCGUUUCUCAGGGAGACACAUGUGUCACUGCAUCAGUGUAUGGACCUGGCGAGGUAAAGGUAGCCAAAGAACUUCUAGACAAAGCCACCAUAGAAGUGGUAUACAAACCUAAAUCAGGUCUGCCAGGCUGUGCAGAGAAAUUGUUUGAGAGGACAAUCAGGAACUCUUGCGAAACUGUCAUUCUUGGAAACCUACAUCCAAGAUCAUCAAUUUCAAUUACUGUGCAGGAGAUCCAGAACCGUGGCUCCCUACUAGCCUGUUGUAUAAAUAGUACCUGUUUGGCUCUAUUGGAUGCAGGUGUUAGUAUGAGGUACCUCAUGGCAGCAGUCACGUGUGCAAUAAAUGACGAUGGUGAUAUUUUCAUGGACCCUAACAUGUCACAGGAACAGAGUGCACGUGCAGUUUUGACAUUUGUGUUUGAAAACUGUAACUUUGAAGUUGUAACUGUCAAUGCCAAAGGUUGUUACACACUAGAUCAAUUUCAGCAGUGUUUGUCACGAUGUAGAGAUGCUAGCAAGUCUGUGUUUCAGUUUUUUAAGGAUUCCUUGUCUAAAAAAUUGUCCAAAAGUGAAUGAAGCAAUAAAUACUGAUAUUGGUA
Molecule: messenger RNA, 1258 nt
Organism: Ostrea edulis (European flat oyster)
Lineage: Eukaryota; Metazoa; Mollusca; Bivalvia; Ostreida; Ostreidae
Product: exosome complex component RRP46-like
Exons: 2
Coding region: 591-1235 (214 amino acids)
Biological process (GO): U4 snRNA 3'-end processing; poly(A)-dependent snoRNA 3'-end processing; nuclear mRNA surveillance
Cellular component (GO): nuclear exosome (RNase complex); nucleolus; cytoplasmic exosome (RNase complex)
Source: RefSeq, a predicted model, not a curated record